GCUGAGAAAAAUGUAAAAGUCAAAACAAAAUGUCAAAAGCAAAACCAACAACAACAACAAAAAAAAGAGUUGUUAUCAACUGUCAAAAUAAUUUUUGAAGACGAAGGUUAAAAAUGGCACUCUGAAGAAAGACCACCUGAUCCGGUAAAAUUAAUAAAAAAAAAAAUAUUUAAAAAUUUAUUCUUCAAAAUCAUAAUUAAAGUGCUUAUAAAAAUUCAACUGUGUUAAUAGACUAGUUGAUUUAAUAAAAAAAUGUAUAAAAACGUAUCCGAAGUUCUGUUGAAAAAAUCAUUUCAAGUGUCCCGAAGAAAUGCUGACUGUGCUGAUUGUGCCACUACCAAAAAACCCAAUCAAGAAGACAUCGAAAACCAAUCUCAGGGACACGAACACGAAAUAAAUUACACGGGGGACGACGACAAGGGCAAUGACAACGCCAACAGAAGUGCCGCCGACGAAGUUGCCAAUCAGAUUAAUAUCGAUGAAUAUUCCAAUGUGGAAUUUCGUGUGAAAUCUUCAGCGAAAAAAAUUCCUAGAGUCAAUGAGCGAGAUAUUCCUGAAGAUGAAUUUACAUUACACCCAGAUGAUGUCAUUGCAGCGAGAUUUGAAGAAUAUGGACAUACGCCACCAAGGACAAGAAUGAAUAAAAAAAACCGUGAUUGGGAAAGGAAGCAAAAACCUAAUGAUCCAGUUCCAAAACGAGGAAUGAGUCGUCCAACUAGAUCCAGAGUAUUAAGGCGUAAUACAAUGGAUUGUGCCUUAUUAAAUGAAAUAUUUGUUGAUGAAGAAGUCAAACGAAAUGAUAAGCGAUCGCAAGCUCUAAUACGUGAAGCUGAAAGAGAAAUGAAAACAGCAGCGAUACUUCAACAAACUCGAGUGGCCAGCUUCCAUGAGAUGAAUCCUGAAAGUGUUGACAGUUUAACAGGAAAUUCUUGUUGUCGAACUUCCGAAGUGCCUACUUUUAUUGAAUCUUGUAACCGUUAUAUGAGUGUAUCGUCUAGGCCUAUUGGUUGUCGCUCUUCAGCGCCACCAUUAGCCUUUGCCAUGAAUCUUGGAAUGGCUGUCAAAGAAACGCCAGCAUUGCAUACACGAAAAGAAUUUCAUGAAACUUUUGCGAAUUUAAUUAAAUUGGGUAGUAUUGAUCGUCAAGAAAUUAAGCCCACACAAGAAGAACACACAUGGCAGACAGAGCUGAAAGAUCUCAUCUGGCUUGAAUUGCAAGCUUGUCAAGCAGAUCGAACCAUGGAACAACAGGACAGAUUUUUAUUCUCAUCGCGGCAAGGUGUUCCUGAUCUUUUAAAUGAGAUCAUAAAUUACAAAUUUCGACCUUUAUAUAAAAGAGAACUAAGUACAGUAAGUACUGACAGCGGGUUAAGUACCGGAUCGGGAAGUGACACUACCUCUAAGUUGGAUUCUCCGUCUGUAAAUCCUUGCCAAGGCUGCAUGUCCCUCUAUUGUAGAGAUUGUGCUGAACAACAAAGAGUUGCUUUCAAAGAAGUUGAAGAACUUCUAACUCGCCUUGAAGCUGCCGAAGCUCUUUAUCCCUCAUCAAACACUAUGGGUAGCUUCCAUCCCGUUUAUAAAAGUGAAAGUUUUGUUAGUCGGAUAAAAGCAAUGUGCUUGUGGUAUAAUAUAACUCGACAAACUCGUCUUAAACUUAUGAUUUUGGGUACAAUAUUUACAAGAUUGCAAGGUGAAAAAUUCAAUUGGCCUGUUAAAACAGCAGCAACAACAACAGAGAGUACAUCUUCAUCUUCGGGUUUGGAAAACGAAGAUUCAGCUGUAUAUUCUACUGAAUCAAAAAGUUCCGCCAAAGAAUUCCAACCACGAAUACCUAAAGUUCAAUUCCAAGUAGAUGAAAAAUCCUAUGUAACUCCUUCAAGUAGUACUGAUUCUACAUCGACCACAGGUUCGAACCAUCGUUCGGAGUAUCAGGAAUUCACAGAACGUGUUAAUACAUUUAGUUUCUCCCACAUUGAGCCCCUAGUAAACGUGUGCGCUGGUACUGGAAAAAAUUCCACAACCUUAUACAGAAAAUUUAUCGAAAACGUACUUAAAUCAAAGGGUUUGGCCAAAGCACAAUCAUUCCUUCAACGCUUGCACAGUUUAGUUCUACACAAGGCGCAAUUGUCUUUAGAAAAAGUCGGCGCCGAAGAAGAUGAUUAUGAAAACGAUCUACAUGAUAAAGAUCUACCUCGCAUAGAACCUGUAAUAAAUAAAGAACAAAUUGACGAACUACGUCGCUAUGGAUACUGGAGCCCAGAAGCCAAAUCAAUGGGUUUACCUUCGUACAUUCCCACAUUUGUUUUUCUCAGUAUUAUUCCAUUGGAGUUUAUGCAUGAGUUUUUGCGAAUGCGUCUUGAGACACGGCCACAAAAACCAAAUCCUCUUAGUCUAAAACAAUUAAUGAAAGAACUUCGUGAGGGCUUAACCCUUGCUCUUACCCAUCGAGAGAAUUAUCACAGACACAUAACUUCAGCAUUGCAAGAAAACGAAGAAGAAUUGGAGAAAUAUUUAAAAAUAUUGGAUCAAUUUGAUUCCACUGUGAAGACUACAUUUGGAGUGUAUCUAGAUUAUGUUGAUCAAAUGGUUAUAGAAGCAUCAUCGGAAAGUCAUCAGAAAUCAGCUUUGGAAAAAGAAUGGAUGUUCACUAAACUUGUUAGUCCAAUGAUUCAUGGAAUGCAUGCAUUGGCAACUAAAAAAUUUUGUUUAGUGAUUCGAAAACUUCUAAGCAACAUCAGUGAACGUCUUGUACAAAAAGUCCAUGAACUCGAUACUAAAAUUGAAACAACAAAUUCCCACCCCGAAGACAAAAAGAAAGAUCUCUUCCAAAUAUGUCGUGACACUCAAUGUUUUUUCACCUCCGAACGAGAGAGUUCCCUAAAAAUUCUAUUCUUUGCCAAAACAUUUUGCCGUGACGUCGAACAUUCCGACUUUCAUCGCGAACACUACGAAGAAUACCUUAAUCGAAAUAAAUUAAAUAAUUUCGUUUGUCCUGCCGUCAAACAAGAAUUUAAGUUGGUUCAAAAAGAUGUUCUCGAAGUGCGAGAUAGACUUAAGCAAAUAAUCGAACGUAUUCAACAACAGUGUUGUGUUCGAAAUAUUAUUGAAUUAGACGAACAAGAUCGUCAAUCUGUAUUCUCCGGAUAUCGUGAAGUCUUGCAUCAAGGAUUUAAAUUUGGUUUUGAAUACAACAAAGAUGUCAUUCGAUUGUUCGAACAGAAGAUUAUGAAAAAUCGUGAUAUAACGUCUGACAAAAAUCUUGCCUUAGGAAUUGUUGCCUUUUCGAAAAUGUGGAUGGAGUUUGUUACGGAACGUUGCGAACGAGGACGAGGUGUUCGUCCUCGAUGGGCUUCUCAAGGUCUAGAGUUUCUUAUAUUAGCUUGUGAUCCUCAAAUAACACGAUUCCUCGACGAUCAUCAGUUUGAGGAAUUAAAACACAAAAUGGACCAUUGCAUAUCACAUGUGAUUGGAAUCAACUCGGAACCGGAGAAAACAAAGAAAAAAGCUAGUCCACGGACACGUAAGACAUCUUCUCCUGUAACUAGUCGAUCACGAACACCCACACGAUCUCCUCUAUCAGCUGGAGUAGGUGUAGAUUACUCAUCACAAAAGUUCCUCCAUCCACAGUUGAGUUUAAAAGAAGAACCAUCUUCUCCAUCGGAUUACAGUUCAGUUGAUACCCCGGAUUGCGAUUCAACAAACUUAAAUACCAUAAGACUGAUAGUUCCGAGUAGAAUGGGAUUAGAUAGUCUAGUAUUGCGGCAAAUACGGGUUCGAGAUGCCGUCAAUCGGUUGGAUAUGGAGAUUGAAAAUGCAUUGCGAAGCAAGAAUCUUAUCGGUCAGGUUAAGGCUUUAAAUACUUGUGACAAAAUUCAGAUACGGGCAAGAAGUGUGAAUUUCCAUUGGCAUCGAGGAAUUAAGAUUGGCCAAGGCCGUUUUGGAAAAGUCUACACAGCUGUGAACAACUCAACAGGGGAGCUUAUGGCCAUGAAAGAAAUUGCAAUCCAACCUGGCGAAACUCGAGCUUUGAAAAAUGUUGCCGAUGAAUUGAAAAUUCUGGAAGGUAUUACACAUCGUCAUCUUGUUCGUUAUUAUGGAAUCGAAGUGCACAGAGAGGAAUUACUUAUUUUUAUGGAACUUUGUCCAGAAGGAACACUAGAAUCACUUGUUGAGGUGUCCGAUAUCUUUCCAGAGGGUCUUACUCGACGUUUUACAGCCCAAUUGCUUUCGGGUGUACAAGAAUUGCAUAAACAUGGCAUUGUACAUCGUGAUAUAAAGACUGCAAAUAUAUUCCUAGUCGAUGAGAGCAAUAGCCUUAAAUUGGGUGAUUUUGGUUCUGCGGUACAAAUUCAAGCUUAUACCACAGUGCCUGGUGAAUUACAGGGACAUGUUGGAACACAUGCAUAUAUGGCUCCGGAAAUGUUUACAAAAUCUUACAGCGAUGGACAUGGUCGUGCUGCUGAUAUAUGGUCAGUGGGUUGUGUUGUUAUUGAAAUGGCUUCAGGAAAACAUCCUUGGUGGCAAUAUGAUUCUGGUCAUCAAAUUAUGUUCAAAGUGGGAAUGGGUGAAGCUCCAAAAGCACCAGAUACUUUGUCACAGGAGGGACAUGAUUUUCUACAAAUGACUUUGCAACAUGAUCCUAAAAAACGUUGGUCAGCAGUUCAGCUAUUGGAACAUAACUUUUGCAAGGUUAUAGAUGAAGAUUGUCAUAUACAAGACCGCGGUCGACAUUCAUUUCGGAGGAGCUAUUAAUCGAUUAUAAAGAUAAACCUUGUUGAAUGUUAUCUAUAUGUGUACCUACUUGACUUCAUUUCGUGUAGAUGAUAACGAAAAACAAAAUACCGCUGUUGGCGGACUUAUAAAAUGCAUUUGUUCAUAAGACGGGAUUAAUAAUUUAAUUAUAUAUAUAUUUUUACUUUAAAUUUUAAA
Molecule: messenger RNA, 4929 nt
Organism: Episyrphus balteatus (marmalade hoverfly)
Lineage: Eukaryota; Metazoa; Arthropoda; Insecta; Diptera; Syrphidae
Gene: Mekk1
Product: mitogen-activated protein kinase kinase kinase 4
Exons: 16
Coding region: 253-4752 (1499 amino acids)
Biological process (GO): protein phosphorylation; MAPK cascade
Molecular function (GO): protein kinase activity; ATP binding
Source: RefSeq, a predicted model, not a curated record